CGACGCAUGUCCCCGUCUUUGUUCAGCGAAUUCGAAGCUAGUGGCAUUUUAUUUUGAAAGAAGGAAUCAGAAGUACGUACGUGUGCUCUCAUUCUCAACAUGCCAACUUGGCUAGGCUAACGAGUGAGCUAAUGACGAGAAGGCCGUCUGUCCUUUGGACGCCAACUCAAUGACGUCGUCAAACUGCUGACUGACAAUCAAGCGGUGAGUUAAACCGGCCGGCCAGCCAGCCCGAGCUCACCUGGGUCGACUGAGGAAGCGUUCUGGGUCGAAGCUUCGCCGGACAUUUGAGACGUUUGCCCUCACGCCCGGUGGCCGCGCCCGGAAGCUCCUUCUGGCGUCUUCCGCGGGCAUCGCAGAUGGCGCGGCACAGCAAGCUGCAAACGCAGGUCUUGGCCCUGUACCGACAGUUCCUGCGGGCUGGGCGGGACAAGCCGGGCUUCCUGCCCCGCAUCCGAGACGAGUUCCGUGAGAACGCUGGCAUCAAGAAGACCGACGUGAUGCAUAUCGAGUAUUUGUUCCGGCGAGCUCAGCGGCAGCUGGAGCAGCUUAAGGACGUCAACACCAAACAGCUGGGAACCUUCGCCAAAAGCAAAGAGCGCAGCUGACACCCACCGGUGGGCUAUGCCAGAGCCAGCACCUUUGACGUUGCCGCAACGUCUCAACGCACCACGGUCUGCCUUCAAUCUGCAUGUGAACGAACGUACGUACGUCUCCACGGACACGCAACUUGUAUAUGCGUGACGUCGACAUGACGUGACAAAAUGAGAAUAGACACGCCGACAUCCUGCGUGCUGUGCUUGUUCAGCUGCGUCGUGAGCACUUUUCCAGACCAAGUUCACCAUCAUGUUGUAAUGGGACGAAUUUUAGAUUGUGAUGUCACGUGAAAAUGGCCACAUUAAAACGUGGAAUACUGAAGAGGA
Molecule: messenger RNA, 923 nt
Organism: Syngnathus acus (greater pipefish)
Lineage: Eukaryota; Metazoa; Chordata; Actinopteri; Syngnathiformes; Syngnathidae
Gene: sdhaf1
Product: succinate dehydrogenase complex assembly factor 1
Exons: 2
Coding region: 360-608 (82 amino acids)
Biological process (GO): mitochondrial respiratory chain complex II assembly
Cellular component (GO): mitochondrion
Source: RefSeq, a predicted model, not a curated record